This is a messenger RNA of Xylona heveae TC161, 1256 nucleotides long. Its product is annotated as eukaryotic translation initiation factor 5A. The record is from RefSeq and is a predicted model, not a curated record. Gene Ontology annotation, biological process: positive regulation of translational termination; positive regulation of translational elongation. The coding region runs from base 300 to 794 and encodes 164 amino acids. Gene Ontology annotation, molecular function: ribosome binding; translation elongation factor activity; RNA binding. The transcript has 4 exons. Lineage: Eukaryota; Fungi; Ascomycota; Xylonomycetes; Xylonales; Xylonaceae.
CAAAGACCGAGGUCUGAUUGAGCCCCUCGAAGUUUGACUUCGCCCACGAAAGCCCACAAAAGACCUAAAAAGGUACCUACACAGUAAGGCUUUUUGGCAUCGGCUUAGCUAAUAAAUCUCUGCGCACUUUUCACCCGCCAGGUCAAGUGGUCCACACUGAAUGCCCACCUCGAAUUGCUAGUGCAAUCUCGUCCUUAACUGUCUUCGAACUCCAUCCUUUCUGUCCUUCACCUCUUUCAUUUUGCUCUUACGACCACUUCCCUCUUUGCUCUUUUCUCUUCUAUAAACACUUCUUCAAAAUGGCUGACGACGCCCAGCAUGAGCACGUUUUCGAGGCCGCCGGUGAUGCCGGUGCCUCCAACACCUUCCCUAUGCAGUGCUCCGCCCUGAGAAAGAACGGUCACGUUGUCAUCAAGGGCCGUCCCUGCAAGAUCGUCGACAUGUCGACCUCCAAGACCGGCAAGCACGGUCACGCCAAGGUCCACCUUGUCGCCAUUGACAUCUUCACCGCCAAGAAGUUGGAAGAGCUUUGCCCCUCCACCCACAACAUGGACGUCCCCAACGUCACCCGCCGCGAGUACCAGCUCCUCGACAUCGACGAUGAGGAUGGAUAUCUCUCUUUGAUGGAUGCUGACGGCUCCACCAUUGACCACAUCAAGAUCCCCGAAUCCGGUGAGGCUCGUGAGAAGAUCAUCAAGCUCUUCAAGGUCGACAAGAAGGAUACCAACGUCAUCAUUCUCACUGCCAUGGGUGAGGAGGCUGCCAUUGACGCUAAGGAGGCUCCUGCUUCUUAAAUGACAACAGGAUAGAAGGCUUUGCAAUGGGUUGUGAAAAGAUGGCGAAUGCGGUUGGGAACAGCUGGGAUCUUUGAUCUUGGAGGUAAUGGAAACAUUUACCUUCCCCCUUUUUUAUUCCAUAUGGGGCAUGUAGCUUGUCAACAUCGUCGGAUUAUCCUCGGCCUUCCUUUUCCGAUCUGUAGCAGAGAUCUUUCCCUAGAGAUGGCAUGAAAUCUGGGUUCCUUUUUUUUUCCCAACGUCUAUCGAGCAACUCUCCUUGCCUUUUCUUACCAGUCAUCUGCCAUUCCUGACCUAUUUUCCUUUAAAAAAAAACACUCCGUCUUGGAGGUUGACGAUAGUGACGUUAAAACGAGUUUAUCUAUAGUCAAGUUUGUUAAGUCAACCAUCAUAGCUUGCCAAUAGCCAUGUUUCGAAGGUGUGAUCUUAGUAGUGAAUUUAGCCAAGGUUGAGUUUAACGGG